GCGUCGUCUUCUGUCCGUUUCCCUGCCGAAGACGACGACGAUGCAGAGCAGAGACAUUGCGAAGGAAGUGUACGACCUUGCAGCGUCGUCGAGCGCCGUCGCGCCCCGCGUCAAGGAGGCCCUGAAGGUGAUCGAGGAUACGCUAGACGAUUACGGUGAGGACCAUGUAUCCAUAAGUUUCAAUGGCGGAAAGGACUGCACGGUACUCCUCCACCUCUACGUCGGCGUGCUCGCCCGCCGUCUAUCCUCGCGGCCCUCGCGGAUACGCGCCGUCUACAUCCCGCUUCCAUCGCCCUUCUCCGCACUCGAGGCCUUCAUCGACGAGACCGCGCGCGCCUACGGCCUUGACCUGUAUCGCUGCGAGCCGCCGGCGGAGCAGCCCGUGGAGAGCGUGCCCAAGACGGCGGCGAACACACCCGCUGUCGAGCGCGGCGACCCCGUGCAGCGGCAGAAGGGCGGGGAGGGCAUGCGGCACGCGCUACAGCUAUACAAGGACCGCUUUCCCUACAUCGAGGCUAUCUUGGUGGGCACGAGGAAGGGCGACCCGCACGGAGCGACGCUCCAAUACCGCAACCCCUGCGACCCAGGCUGGCCCAGCUUCGAGCGCGUGCACCCGAUCAUCAACUGGUCCUACAACGACGUCUGGGUCUUCCUGCGCGCGCUCAAAGUGCCGUACUGCUCGCUCUACGACGAGGGCUACACGUCCAUCGGCUCGACGUACAACACCUUCCCCAACCCCGCGCUCCGCAUCCAGCCCUCACCCUCCCCCCUCGCGCGCUGCCCGAACACACCGCGCUCGUCACGCUCGCCUCCGACUCCGCGACCACCUGCUUCCCCGACUCGCCCGUCGUCGAUGGCGGCCUCGUCACGCUCUCCGUCGACCCGAGCGCGACUGCGGUACAGGCCCGCAUACGAACUCGUCGACGGGGCCCUUGAGCGGGCGGGCAGGGCGUCCGCUGUCACGGCCCCGCUCCCAUGA
Messenger RNA from Gloeophyllum trabeum ATCC 11539, 979 nucleotides. RefSeq names its product adenine nucleotide alpha hydrolases-like protein. The record is from RefSeq and is a predicted model, not a curated record. Gene Ontology annotation, molecular function: FMN adenylyltransferase activity. Gene Ontology annotation, biological process: FAD biosynthetic process. Bases 41 to 979 code for a protein of 312 amino acids. Lineage: Eukaryota; Fungi; Basidiomycota; Agaricomycetes; Gloeophyllales; Gloeophyllaceae. The transcript is spliced from 6 exons.